Molecule: messenger RNA, 3807 nt
Organism: Xenia sp. Carnegie-2017
Lineage: Eukaryota; Metazoa; Cnidaria; Anthozoa; Malacalcyonacea; Xeniidae
Exons: 16
Coding region: 45-3716 (1223 amino acids)
Biological process (GO): homophilic cell-cell adhesion
Cellular component (GO): membrane
Molecular function (GO): calcium ion binding
Source: RefSeq, a predicted model, not a curated record
UUUACACUGUUAAAAUUAAUGUGAGUGACAAUGGUUCACCUGUUAUGUUUACUACAACUAGUUUUAACAUUACUGUGUUGAACAUUAAUGAUCCUCCUUACGAUAUAAAACUUUCAAGUAACGAAGUGCUUGAAAAUGUCAAUAUUGGUUUUGUUGUUGGUAAUCUAACAGCUAGAGACGAUGAUCUUGAUCAAAAACACACUUCAAAUUUUGACUGGGAAUUGGUUGACUCUGGUAAUGGUUACUUCAAGUUGUUAGAUAACAUGAUAGUUGUUGCAGAAAGCCUCGAUUACGAAGAAAAGAAAAAACAUCGUAUAAAGGUAAUAUGUACGGACCGAGGUCAUCCACCAAAAUCUUCGUCUAUCCAGAGUUUGUUUGUUUUUGUACGAGACAUUAACGAAUCACCCAAGGAUAUAAUUUUGACGGGUAAUCGCAUCCCGGAGAAUUGCAUUCUGGGGUCGGUCAUCGGCUACUUCGUUGCGACUGAUGACGAUAAUGACACGUUAAAGUUUUAUUUGAAUCACAGCAGUGUUUUGGUUCGUGAAAAGUUUGCUCUACAAGGUGUUCCAAACGUUGAAAAUCGUACAAUGAACGAUAAAUCAACUAAUUUUUACUCGAUUCCCCUCGUUGUUAACGGUUCUCUUGAUUAUGAAGAAAGAAACAUGUACAUUAUUUGGUUGGCUGUCGCAGAUCCUGUGAGAAUGGCGCUCAAACAAUUUAGGAUCGAAGUAACCGAUGUAAACGAAGCUCCAACUGAUAUUUUGAUGUCUAAAAAUUUUGUAGCAGAGAAUUCUCCAGCUUCAACAGUGAUUGGAAAGUUUUUGGUAAAAGAUCCAGAUGUAAAAAGUGUGCCACCUCAAAUCCAUAUUUGCUCCCUCGAGAACUCAUUAAAUGGUGACGGAGAUGAAGAUGAGUUUUACAUUACUCACGAAACUGAUAGCAAUUUUCUCCGAGUUAAAUAUAAUAGCCUUCUCGAUUUUGAAGAAAGAAAUGUUUACAAUAUCAAUGUCACUUGUAAAGAUGCUGCUGGCCUCGAUAUUUCAAAGUCAUUUAAAGUUUUCAUCACUGAUGUAAACGAAGAACCCACGUCAAUAUGUCUCGUAGCCCCUCGCUCUGGUGAAGAUUGUUCAGUUGUUGGUGAAAUCUUUAUCGAGGAUUUGGAUUAUCCUCAAAUACAAUGUGGCUUAAAUUGGACGGUUGAUCUUCAGCCAUAUUCCGAGAAAUUAUCGGAAUACACUUGUCAGAUCAAGAAGGAGGAAGACACUUUAAGUGAAAUUGCUAAAGUGAUUAGUCAUUUUUAUGUUCGUGACAGUCCACCGAAAUUGCACGUGAAGAAAAGUAUAUUUAUUCGUGGAAACCUAUCCUACAAUGUUCCUAUUUCAUGUGAAAGUACCUUACAUCCACGUCAUACCCUGUCAAAAAACCUGGUCGUUCAUAUUCAAGUUCCCAAUGAUGACAACUGUCGUGAUAAGGGACUUUGUGCUUCCUGUCCUCAGCCAAAAUUCUGUCUAUCGAAUGUCAAAGCUGCUGGAAAAUGUAUUGAUACAGAAUAUCUUUUGAACUUAACUGUGGAUGCCCCUCCAUCGUUGUUUAAAAAGCGUGGCUUUAUAAAAGUGUUUGAACACUAUGUUAAAGAUUUGAUUGAGGGAACUGAAAAAGAGAAGAGUCUAAAAGAUUUAAUUAAGGAGAAGGAAGUGGCAGCGAUUUGUGGCACUCCAAAAGAUGAUUGUCACAGGUAUGCCACGUGUGCAGACACGGGACCUGGUGAAUAUUCAUGUACUUGUAACGAUGGCUAUACCGGAGAUGGAAAGAUUUGUUUGGCCAUUAAUAAUUGCGAAACUGAUUUCAAUAACUGUGGUGAAAAUGCGUCAUGUAUUAACAUGGGUCCCGGCGUUCACAUGUGCUCUUGUGAUGCAGGUUAUACUGGCAGUGGACGAAGUUGCCAAGCUCUUUCAACUGCCAAAGCAAAAUGUGCGAAAACAGAUCUGAUACUUGUACUUCAUCGUUCUGGAAGCAUUCGCCUCCAGGAUUAUGAACUCAUGAGGGAUUUUGUCGUUGAGAUUGGCCAAAAAUUAAAGAUCGGGGAAAGAGAUGAUGAAGGCAAGGUGAUUGGUCAAGGUGCUAUUGUCACAUUUAGCGAAGACGGUACAUUGCGAAUAACUCUUAAAGAAAGUCAAGAACCUGGAAAAUUUGUUGAAGUUGCUAAAGAAAUGCCCGGACCAUAUCCUGGUGGCCGUACCAAGACACACAAAGCUCUGAAGUUGGCUGAUACGAAAGUGGUUACUGAAGCAGCUGGUUUACGUGUAAAUGAUCCAAGUGUCCUGAAGGUAUUCAUGGUCAUAACUGUUGGAAAACAGACUAUAGAAUCAAGGCGAAGAGGUUUCUUGCCUGUAAAGGAAGCAAUGAUACCAUUCCAUAACCGUAAAUAUUUGAAUGUGUUCGCGGUUGGCGUUGGUCUGCGUGACGAUAAGGCGAAACAAGAAGUUAGAGACAUGGUUAGAUCACCAGCUAAUGCUCUCCUUACCGAAAGUUUUGAGCAGUUAGCUGAAAGUGUCGACGACUUUUUAAUCCGCUUCUGUCCAGUUCCUUCAACAUGUGGCUCAAAGAGAGAUGAUUGUCAUCCUGAACACGCAGUCUGUAAAGACACCACUCCCCCUAAUUAUGAGUGUACUUGUAAAGAUGGAUACGUUGGUAACGGAAAGAAGUGCGUUGCUCAAUUCAAAUGUGCUACCUUGGCUGACGAUUGUCAUCCAUAUCUGGCGUCUUGUAUGGACAAUGGAAAUGGGACUUACAGUUGUAAAUGCAAGCCAAAUUAUUCUGGUGAUGGAAAGACUUGUCGAGCGUUAGUAAUAUGUGGAACUGACAGAGAUGAUUGCCAUGAGCAUGCAACGUGUAGUGACACUGGCCCAGACAGCUACAAGUGCCUCUGUAAAGAAGGUUACCAAGGAGAUGGAAAGGAAUGCACACAUAACGAUAUUGCUUCGAGAAAACAACGCGGUGUAUCAAACAGAACUGUGUAUGUGGAGUUGCUCCUUUAUAUGGAAGAAGGAGCGUUCACUAAAGUCGUGCUUGCUAUCGCAGAGAAACCUAACUACAAAUUGAUCCCAGCGUUUGAAGCCAGUGUUCUUUUAAACAAAACCCAAGUUGAAUGGCUUCUUGGUUUCAGUACUUGGUCGAGUACUUCAUCUAAGACCAGUAUUUCUCUUCAAUGGAUCAUUGUCGUUUGUUUUGUUCUUUUCAUUUGUAUAAUUUGCUUGAUCUGGAAGUGGAGAAGACAACAGCUACGUCAUGGAGAAAACCCUCAUGAGGGAGAAAACCUUCCUAAGGAAGUAAACCCUCCUGAGGGAGAAAACCUUCCUGAGGGAGAAAACCUUCCUGAGGGUGUAAACCUUCCUGAGGGAGAAAACCCUCAUAAGGGAAAAAACCCUCCUGAGAGAGAAAAUCCUCAUAAGGGAGAAAACCUUCCUGAGGGAGAAAACCCUCAUAAGGGAGAAAACCUUCCUGAGAAAGAAAGCCUUCCUGAGGGAGUAAACCCUCCUGAGGGGGAAAACCCUCCUGAGGGAGAAAACCCUCCUGAGAGAGAAAACCCUACUGGAAAAGACCCUAGACAAGUAGACGAAGAACGCUAUUGGAGACCAAUAAAACAAGAACAAGGAAGCUUGGAUGAAAAUCCAGUCCGACAUCGGGGAAAAAAUGAGCACGUUAACAACUACUAAAUUCUUUCUCACACAAUUUUUAUAAUCUUGCCUAAGGCACACUCACAUGUAAGUCAUUAAAUUAAAUAAUAUUUUGUUAGUACGACUACAA